Molecule: messenger RNA, 576 nt
Organism: Paramecium tetraurelia
Lineage: Eukaryota; Ciliophora; Oligohymenophorea; Peniculida; Parameciidae
Exons: 2
Source: RefSeq, a predicted model, not a curated record
AUGGAACUCAGAUUUCUAUCAGUGGGAUAAUCCUAAGGAGAAGAUUUUGAUGAUGGAAUGAUAGAUAAAAUAAGUAAAGUGAAAAUUUAAUACAAUAAACAAAAUAUUGUUGCAAUAGCUUUAUUUUAUGAUAAAAGAUAAAUGUACAAAUUUCAUAAUUUUUGUUGCAAUGCUGUUAGCAAGUUUUAUUUCUAUGUAUAGGAAGAAGAGUUCAUUAUAGAAAAAGAUGAUUGUAAAUAUAUUGCAUAUCUAGAUCUAUAGCAAGUGAGUGGUACUUUUGAUGGAAGAUAUAUCACCUCAUUAUAAUUUGCCACAUAUAAUGGUUAAUCGGCGCAUUUUAAAGCAUCGUGUUUGGGAAAUCAAUUUUAUAUUGAAAAUUUUGGUGAUACAUUCUCUAGCUGCAGUGGUUCAUUUGAUACGAAUGGGCUUACAUCAUUAUCAUUUAAAGUGAUACCACUUAAUUCGACUGAUUAGGAAAGAAUUUAAAAUACAAUCCUUUAUUUAUCUUAUGGCAGUCACUAUCCUCAAUAAUACAUUCCUCAAUUUUCAUAAUUCCUUAACUAUCCCUAAAAUUGA